UUUGAUGAUGCAAACCGUUUAGGAAGGGGUGGAAAAUGUCAACGAGCAAUUAGAUCACGCUGACUUUUAGGACAUCCAUAAAUUGUAGGCAACGUAUUCUAAUGAGGGCGAAAGCAAGUCAGUACUAUCGCUGCGGCGGAACCGGCUGUCCAUGGGGUACGGGAGUCCGUCUGAGCCAGCACCGCCGAGUGGUCGACCGUCAGUUCGACAGCAAGAAACUGUGGUGGUGGUGGUUUCUCGUGUCGGCGUGUACGAUGUGCAGAGUGUGAAGAGACUCCGCUGCGUCACGCCCAGGAACAUCUAUGGGCCGUAAACGGUGGUGGGCUGGAGGCUUGGAGCUGCUGGUGCUCUGUAUCCUGCAUCACGGCGUUCUGGCUGAUGGCGACGUCGGAUGCCUGUUCAGCAGGAACGUGUGCGAUCCCCAGACGGAAACGUGCUUCAACGAUCUGGCAUUUGGACGAUGCGUGUCUCUGUUCGCGAGUUUAGAAAAUGAAAAUUUAUACCAAUACAAUCUCGGUGCCGGCGAAUUGGAGUUACUUGGGCUGCAACUGGAAGGACUGGAGUCAGACGGCUACGAAUGGACGCAUCCCUUUACACAGUGCAUCAUACAAACCUCGUUACAUAAUCUCCGGCAAGGGCGAGGCGAUUUCCAUAAUCUUCGUCUCUGCGAAUACUUGAAGGAGACGACGCGCUUCGACGAGCAACAAGGCGACCAGCUCAUCGGCAAGGCGAUUCCCACGGUCGCCAUACUGAGAAUAUCUGCGGACAAUGAGAAUCCCGAGAGUAAUUUGGUCGACGCUCUACGUCGCCCCUCGGAUGUCGAGGACAAGUACGAGGUCCUGCCGGUCUUCUACGAUGGCGAGCAAUCGCCACCGUACAGCCAGGAGUCCGCCGGGCGUGUUUACGGAUCCGAAUACAUGAACUGGCCUGUUGUUGGCGGCAAAAAUAAUCCUUCGAUUAGCGACGAGAAGUACGACGAGUUGUACGGAAAGUUGCGCGACGAGCGCUCGACGUUGAGCAACGAUGUCGACGAGCAAUUGUAUCCACCUAGGGCGCGCCGGUACAGCUUCAUCGACUACAGGAGCGGCGACGACAUCGACUCGCUCGAGAGUGCUCUGAGAGACGAGAAACUGGCUGAGACUGACGAGGAGAAUCCUUACGACGCGCAGCUUUUGUCCGCCGACGAGCUUGAAUUCCUGCCGAACGGGAAGUCGCCGGAUUACACGUUGCUGAAUCCCCCCUCCACGAUAGAGGACGAGAGCGAUGAGAGAGACGAGAGGGAAUAUGAAAAGGCGUUCUCCAGGAAGUACAAGCAUCCGAGGAAACUGCGGGAUUUCGAGUUUCUUGACGCUGCCGCCGGGAUGAACUUGGACAAUGUGAAGAGGACGGUAAUUGGACGCGAUGAAAAUCUCGACUACGAGGACGGCGGAGCUGACGAGGAGAACUCGGCGGAAAUCGAGAGAUUACCCGACGACGACGACGACGCUUCCUCGAGAGUAAGCGGGAUGUACACUGAGGGUGGAGUGGUGCGACCCUCGAAGCAUGAAACCGAAUCAGACGGGAUUUCGUACGACGAGACGAUUGACGACGACUUGAACGAGCUUCUGUGGAGACGAGAGCUGGCGGGCUUCAAGCGCAGAGAACGCCUCGACGUUAAGAAACCCGGGCCCCCAUUUUCCACAAAUAAUUACGCGUUCAAAACUCAAUCUCCGCCCACUCCUGAUGACGAGGACGAUUACUCCGAAGCGGAUAAUCAGGACAAUAACGAGGUAUACGCGCCGUUGACGAAGAAGGAGCUACGCGAUAAUAUGUACAAAGCGAGCGACGCGCCGAGGACGUACAAGAAUGUCGAUUUGGAUUACGUCUACAUCGAGUUCGAGCAGGAGUUUCACAAGUGGCUCGAGGGAGAACACGUGGUUGCUAAAGUCGGACAACUUUUAGAAUUACCUCCCGGAACCCUGAGGGACAUACGAGUGGGCCGAGCGGAAGUGACGUUCAAAGUCAUCCAGAAUGAAAAGAACUACAACGCUACCGAUGUUGCAAAGAGUAUCGGUAAAAUAAGUGACAAAUUGAAGGAUGCGUUAGGAGUCGAAGUCGUUCGAGCGGGUAUAGGCGACAAGGUUGUAUUGCAAAAGGCUAAGUUACCAGCCACCCUGGAGGUAACCAGAAAGAACGAGAUGAGUUCCAGCCUGUUCGGGGCACUGGUGGCUGCAGGAGUCGCGGCUGCGAUCGCGGCGGCGGCGGUUACGCUAAUAAUCGCGCGACGCCACGCCAAGUGUCGAGCGAAGCUCGCCGGGCUGGCCACCCCGGACCCGGAGGCAUCGAAGGAUUAUCAGGACCUGUGCCGGGCGAGGAUGCAGGCGAAGCAACCGGGCGAGAAAGCGGAGUCGUCGCGCAUUACCAGCCUGUCGCGCGAAAACGAGUCCAGCAAUAUGCCCUCGAAUCGGUCCAGCACGUCCUCCUGGGGCGAGGAACCCACUCUCUCAAACAUGGACAUAUCGACCGGCCACAUGGUUCUCAGUUACAUGGAGGAUCACCUGAAGAACAAGGACCGCCUGGAUCAGGAAUGGGCAGCUCUGUGCGCGUACGAGGCCGAUCCCGCGUCGACGGAGAUCGCGGAGAGAGAGGCGAACGUCAAGCAGAAUCGUCCUGGCGCGGCGCUUCCCUACGAUCACUCCCGAAUAGUCCUGAACGAGCUCGUGAACGCCAACAAUUCCGACUACAUAAACGCUUCCACGAUCAAGUCGACGGAUCACGACCCACGGAAUCCAGCUUACAUAGCCGCACAGGGACCGCUACCGCAGACCACAGCUGACUUCUGGCAAUUAGUUUGGGAACAAGGCAGCGUAGUGAUCGUGAUGCUAACGCGGCUGACCGAGGAGGGUCGCGCCAUGUGCCAUCGUUAUUGGCCCGAGGAAGGAUCUGAGCUUUAUCAUAUAUACGAGGUGCACCUCGUGUCAGAGCAUUUCUGGUGCGACGACUACCUCGUACGCUCCUUCUAUCUGAAGAACCUGUGCACCUGCGAGACCCGCACCGUCACGCAGUUCCACUUCCUGUCCUGGCCGGAGAACAGCGUCCCGUAUUCUACGAAAGCUCUGCUCGAAUUUCGCAGGAAAGUUAACAAAUCGUACCGUGGAAGGUCGUGUCCGAUAGUCGUGCAUUGCAGCGACGGGGUCGGACGAACUGGUACUUACUGCUUGAUCGACAUGGUCCUAAAUCGUAUGACAAAAGGAGCGAAGGAGAUCGACAUCGCGGCCACCCUCGAGCAUAUCAGAGAUCAGAGGCCCGACAUGGUUGCUACGAAACAGCAGUUCGAGUUCGUCCUGAUGGCGGUGGCGGAGGAGGUGCACGCGAUUCUGAAGGCUUUGCCCUUAGCUCCGAGCGAGAAGUCCGCCCCGGCCGCGGGGAACAAUUCCUCGCCGCUCGCGAAAUCGGAGCAAUGAAACUGUGACGCGACGCGAAUUCGACCCUAAACAGUAUAAAGAAGGCUAGAAUUCCUUUUUCUCUCCUUAAAGACUAAGUUGAAGAUUGCCCUCUUUUUACUUCCAACUGAUUCGAUUCGUUUCAAGAAUUCGUUGCAUUCUCCCGCUUUACGAGGAGUUGGAGUACCUUUGAAAGAGGAUUUAGUUUCCGAGCGCAAGUAUGAAGCUUCGUACGCAUAAUUUUAAUAAUGUAGCACACGACUUUUUAUUGUCGCAGUCUUUGGAAGAUCCGCUAGACUCCUCUCGGAUUCGGAUGCCGAGUCAGUUAUUUUGUACUCUUCAGGGUUCAAGUCGCGAUAUCGAGUCGCGAACGGGAGAGGGAGAGCCGAGAUACGUAGCUGUUCCAUUGAUUUCGAUGUGUCACGGAAGAAAAUCAGAUAUUUUUAGCUGUUUACUACGAUGUACUAUUCACUAGGAAGCAAAGCCAAUCGGUUUUCUGUUGGGAUUUUCUACACGCUUCGUACUUCCCGAUGCACGCACACAUACACAUGAUACGCGACACACACACACACACACAACACACACAUCGCCCUUCAUUAAUUAGAGCGCACCGAAGAGCUUAUUCUUUCGUAUUCCAGCUGUAUCUCUUCACGCGAGUGAGAACGAUGAUCGAUCAACUUACACUCCUAACACAAAAAAAUAUAUAACUGUAUAAUCUCCACAGAGUACGGUUUAAGUGUGAUGUGCAGAGAGAGAGAGAGAG
Molecule: messenger RNA, 4185 nt
Organism: Dinoponera quadriceps
Lineage: Eukaryota; Metazoa; Arthropoda; Insecta; Hymenoptera; Formicidae
Gene: IA-2
Product: receptor-type tyrosine-protein phosphatase N2
Exons: 19
Coding region: 303-3443 (1046 amino acids)
Biological process (GO): protein dephosphorylation
Cellular component (GO): secretory granule
Molecular function (GO): protein tyrosine phosphatase activity
Source: RefSeq, a predicted model, not a curated record